AUGCAAAAAUCAUCGUUCGAUGAAGUUUUGAUGGACACAUUUGGUAGGAAACAUAAUUAUCUUCGAGUGUCGCUGACCGAACGUUGUAAUCUUAGAUGUGAAUAUUGUAUGCCACUUAAAGGAGCAAAGCUGUCAGAACAGUCAAAAUUGCUUUCGAAUAACGAAAUAGUCCGUUUAGUAUCAUUAUUCGCUAAACAAGGGGUUGAUAAAAUUCGAAUUACAGGUGGAGAACCUACAGUGAAAAAGGAUAUWAUUCAAAUAGUUGAAUCGCUGAGAAAUAUUAAAAAUCUCAAAACGAUUGCGAUGACCACGAAUGGUUUGACUCUAACGAAACAAUUGGUGGACCUCCAACGAGCUGGAUUGAACGCACUAAAUAUUAGUUUAGACACGUUACAACAAAAUACAUAUGGAAAUAUAACUAGAAGAGACGGCCGAUUGUUGAAAAGAGUGUUGGCAGGCAUCGAUUUAGCAUUGCAACUGGGAUUCAAUCCAGUUAAGAUGUAUCGAGUACCAGGAUUUGCAGGCAGCGUUGGUUUCAUAUCGUCAAUGACCGAUGAUUAUUGCGAUAGUUGUAACCGACUCAGAUUAAUGGCCGACGGAAAUCUAAAAGCUUGCUUGUUUCAAAACAACGAAAUCAGUUUGAGGGAUCCGCUUCGGGAAGGAGCUUCAGAUGAAGAACUAUUGGACAUCAUAUCGAAUGCAGUGAAAGAUAAAAAGAGGAAACAUGCUGUCGCUGAUCGGACAAAAUCGGUGGUCGCCGUGAUCAGAAACGGCCGUCUCGUCAAAAACGUUUGUAUGGUCUCCAACGACGACUUUAUCGUCAGAAACGUUUAUAGGGCAUCCGUCRKMGGCCGUCACGCUAGAAACAUUUAUACGGGUAGCGACGGCGGCGGCGGUGACGACGAGCCACGCCUGACGCACGUGGACGGUAGGUCGGGGGACGCGCGCAUGGUGGACGUUUCGGGAAAACGUGAAACUCGGCGGACGGCUACGGCGGUGGCUCAGGUGCUGUUGGACGCGACGGCCACCCGGCUAAUUGCCGAGGACGCGUGCAAAAAGGGCGACGUGCUGUCCGUGGCCAGGCUGGCGGGCAUAUGUGCGGCCAAGGUCACGUGGCAGCUGAUACCGCUGUGCCACCAGAUCCGGCUGGACUCCGUGACAGUGGACGCCAGGCUGGACGAGCUCCACGGCCGCGUUCACAUAACGGCCACGGUGGUCAGCACCGACCGGACGGGUGUCGAGAUGGAGUGCUUGACGGCGUGCUCAGUGGCCGCACUCACGGUUUACGACAUGUGCAAAGCGGUCAGCCGAGAAACGGUCAUCGAACACGUCAAGCUCUUGUCCAAGACGGGCGGAAAAACCGAUUAUCGAGCAAAGGAUAACGACGAUGAUUAGCGCUAAAAAUCCAAUAGGGGCAAAGGACUCGUUUAUUUAAGCGAGUAGGGAGGUCAUCGACUACCCGAUUGUUUUUAAAAAUUUUUUCCAUAGGCUCAAUUUCAACUUUAGACUUUGGAGGGGGGCAGAAUAUAUUAAAAGGCAAGCAGACAUUUAAAAUACAGCAUUUUAAAAUUGUAUGUUCUAGAUUUGUGAGAGAAGGGCUGAGCACCCCUCAAUUUGUGCCUAUGUAUUUUCCGUCAAUAACUUAAAUACUUGUUUUUGUAAAUAAUAUUUUAAAUUUUAUCCCAGUAAUCAGAUGAUGAUUGAUGCUGAUCGAUUUGUUUUAAACGUGUAAUAUUUAGCAACAUAAAUAUUGCAUAAUUUGUUAGGUAAAGRAACCCAUUAUGGUUCGUAGUUUAUAAUUCGCAUAUUUUUAAGUAAAAUAUUAAAAUAAUAUAUGUUAAGAUAGAUUUUAAAAUAGCAAUYUGUACUUCAACRUACAACGUACAAYCGAUAACCAUAUAAAAGUACCUACGUUUAAAUCACACGAACCAGYGAAACAUAACUAAAACAAUUAAUUCAAUUUUGACAGAUAUCUAUUUAAAGUAAUUCACUCGUUGAAAAAUAAAUUUUUUUUUCUUAAAUAGUACCCAUUUGUACAGUUGUAUAGAUUGAAUCAUAAAAAAUCAUUAAAAAUUAUCARAUGUUUAGACUUAAAUGUUUUAACUACCUAUUUCAAGUAUAUACCACAAGUACUUUAGAAAU
Messenger RNA from Diuraphis noxia (Russian wheat aphid), 2142 nucleotides. It is a transcript of the gene Mocs1, whose product is annotated as Molybdenum cofactor synthesis 1. Gene Ontology annotation, molecular function: 4 iron, 4 sulfur cluster binding; cyclic pyranopterin monophosphate synthase activity; metal ion binding. Lineage: Eukaryota; Metazoa; Arthropoda; Insecta; Hemiptera; Aphididae. The record is from RefSeq and is a predicted model, not a curated record. Gene Ontology annotation, biological process: Mo-molybdopterin cofactor biosynthetic process.